AUGAUCGAUAGUAACACUAAUAGCGUUUUAUGUUCUUUAUGUGAUAAUAAAAAAUUUAAAAGUCACUGUGGUCUCAAGAUACAUUAUCAAAAAGUGCAUUGUAGCAAAAAGAUUAUUAAUAUUUCUUCAAAUAAUGUUUUUUCAUGCCCACUUUGCCCAAAUACGAUUUUCAAGAAAAAGAGUGGAUGGAGUCGUCAUGAAACAUUAAGACACUUCAAUUAUAAUAUACUACCUACAAAUCUUUUUACACUUUCUGAUAUUCAUAUUAAUGAAGUUAAAGAUACAUUGGUCUAUCUUAUUCAGUCAUCACCACUUACUGAAUCUGCAUUUGUUUCAAUAUUUCAAAAUAAUAUUAAUCGUUAUUCAAUCUGUCAACAAAGAUAUGAAUGUAGUUUUAGUGGCUACGAUGCAUAUAAUACUCUUGCAAAUAUUUUCAAUCAAGAAAACUGGGGAAGGCGAAUUUAUGAACAUGGACAAAGUUCAGAAGUUGUACUAGUGCCUGAAUCAACUGCAUCGAAUAAUAAAUUAUAUAAUUCUAAUCAACUAAAUUUCAAAAAACCUGAAAUGAAUAUUAUUUGGAAAAGAAGAGUAAUUAAUGAUGAGGCUGGAAACAAGUUUGAAGUGGAUUGGGUUACUUUGAAAUUUCUUGUAGGGCAAUUUCAUUAA
Cetraspora pellucida is the source of this 666-nucleotide messenger RNA. NCBI's taxonomy places the organism in Eukaryota, Fungi, Glomeromycota, Glomeromycetes, Diversisporales, Gigasporaceae. The record is from the annotation of a GenBank genome assembly.